ACGAGGGAAGUCCUGGGUAGCAGUGAGAGAGGCACAGGCUCUUUAGGAGCCAGGGGAGGCAGGCUGAGGAGAGACCCAGGUGUCCCUGUCUGAGCCUAUGCUACUGGACACCCUCCCCCCAGCACCCGCCCCCCUCCAAGGAUCCUCCCUUCGGCUCCCUGUGGCCUCAGCUCUGCAGCACUCGGCUCAGCUCCACUGGGCUCAGCUCCACUUCAGGAAGGCCACCUCCUCCUCCUGCUGUCACCACUCACCGCUCAUAACCUCGAGGGGGUGGGGACCCCAGGGCUGGACACACCCCACUGUGGCCCUAGAGCUCAGCCUGUCGGACGGACGGACAGUUGGACGCAGGACCCCAGAGCCCGAGGUGGGCAGUGUGCCAGGGUCCCUCGCGGACUCCUCAAGGGUAUGCGCAUCAAGACAGCAUUGCCGGCGGCUGAGCUGGGCCUGUACUCUCUGGUGCUGAGUGGGGCCCUGGCCUAUGCUGGCCGUGGCCUCCUUGAGGCCUCACAAGAUGGGGCCCACAGGAAGGCAUUUCGGGAGUCUAUACGACCUGGCUGGGAAUACAUUGGCCGGAAGAUGGAUGUGGCCGACUUCGAGUGGGUGAUGUGGUUCACAUCCUUCCGAAACAUCAUCGUCUUCGCCCUCUCCGGACACGUGCUGUUUGCUAAACUCUGCACCAUGGUUGCCCCCCAGCUCCGCUCCUGGAUGUACGCCGUGUACGGGGCCCUGGCCGUGAUGGGCACAAUGGGGCCUUGGUACCUGCUGCUGCUGCUUGGUCACUGCUUGGGCCUGUAUGUGGCCUCGCUCUCGGGCCAGCCCUGGCUCUGUCUUGGCCUUGGCCUGGCCAGCCUGGCCUCCUUCAAGAUGGACCCUCUCAUCUCCUGGCAGAGCGGGUUUGUAACAGGCACUUUUGAUCUUCAAGAGGUGCUGUUCCAUGGGGGCAGCGGCUUCACAGUGCUGCGCUGCACCAGCUUUGCGCUGGAGAGCUGUGCCCACCCUGACCGCCGCUACUCCCUCGCUGACCUGCUCAAGUACAACUUCUAUCUGCCUUUCUUCUUCUUCGGCCCUAUCAUGACCUUCGAUCGCUUCCACGCCCAGGUAAGCCAGGCGGAGCCGGUGAGACGCGAGGGUGAGCUGUGGCACAUCCGAGCACAGGCGGGCCUCAGCGUGGCAGCCGUCAUGGCUGUGGACAUCUUUUUUCACUUCUUCUACAUCCUCACCAUCCCCAGUGACCUCAAGUUUGCCAACCGCCUCCCAGACAGUGCCCUUGCUGGCCUCGCCUACUCGAACCUGGUGUAUGACUGGGUGAAGGCGGCCAUCCUCUUUGGCGUUGUCAACACUGUGGCAUGCCUCGACCACCUGGACCCACCCCAGCCUCCCAAGUGCAUCACCGCCCUCUAUGUCUUCGCAGAAACGCACUUUGACCGUGGCAUCAACGACUGGCUUUGCAAAUACGUGUAUGACCACGUCGGUGGGGAGCAUUCCGCCGUGAUCCCGGAGCUGGCAGCCACAGUGGCCACGUUUGCCAUCACCACUCUGUGGCUUGGGCCUUGUGACAUUGUCUACCUGUGGUCAUUCCUUAACUGCUUUGGUCUCAACUUCGAGCUCUGGGUGCAAAAACUGGCGGAGUGGGGGCCCCUAGCGCGAAUCGAGGCCUCUCUGUCAGUGCAGAUGUCCCGCAGGGUCCGGGCCCUCUUUGGAGCCUUGAACUUCUGGGCCAUUAUCAUGUACAACCUUGUGAGCCUGAACAGCCUCGAGUUCACAGAGCUGGUUGCCCGGCGCCUGCUACUCACAGGGUUCCCCCAGACCACGCUGGCCGUCCUGUUUGUCACCUACUGUGGUGUUCAGCUGGUGAAGGAGCGUGAGCGAACCCUGGCACUGGAGGAGGAGCAGAGGCAGGACAAGGAGAAGCUGGAGUAGGAGGGAGGGCAGAGGGAUGGGCUCUGCUCAGAUCUUCCGGGCCGGAUGAGGCCGGAUCACAGAAUAAAUGACUUUUCUACCACA
Messenger RNA from Callithrix jacchus (white-tufted-ear marmoset), 2004 nucleotides. RefSeq names its product hedgehog acyltransferase like (gene HHATL). Gene Ontology annotation, biological process: negative regulation of N-terminal protein palmitoylation. NCBI's taxonomy places the organism in Eukaryota, Metazoa, Chordata, Mammalia, Primates, Cebidae. Gene Ontology annotation, cellular component: endoplasmic reticulum. The record is from RefSeq and is a predicted model, not a curated record. Gene Ontology annotation, molecular function: acyltransferase activity.